Molecule: messenger RNA, 700 nt
Organism: Ectocarpus siliculosus
Lineage: Eukaryota; Phaeophyceae; Ectocarpales; Ectocarpaceae
Source: the annotation of a GenBank genome assembly
ACGACUCCCCCCCCAUCGUAUUAUUUCGCCGUGCUUUUUCUCGCGGUGGUGUGGGCUGGACGAGUGCUCUUCUUUUCCUUACGACGACAAGCAUUGGCGAUUGACGCGGCCCGCUCAUCAUGUACAGAGCAGCUCCAUAUGCACAGCGGAGCCAAGAAGGCCUAGCGAAAUUCGGGCCGCAUUCGGGCAACAACAACGCGACGCCCCUCGUUGUCGCCGUGAUACGUUUUCGACCAGAAUCACGACACUGUUACUUGAGUCCGUCCCCUCCCCAUCCUCCCAUUCGAAAACCCUCUACAUAGCUAGACUCAAUAUUUUCGUUGGAAAUUGCAAGUGGACACAAAUUCGGUGCGGUGCCUCGGCCGCCACUUCUCUUUUGUCUCCCUCGCCGCUUCAAUCAUACAAAAUGAAAGCGACACUUUCCGACCUGUCAUUAUUUAAGGAACUUCGAGACCACCCGACGCCAGGUUCUCUCGGUGUGUGCUACUACAGACACCUACACAAGGGCGUACACAGGCGUUCGCGAAGUUCACACCUGCUGCAUGGAUCAUACGUGGAGGCAUUCCGUCAGGCAACAAUACGACCGAACAUGCGACGAAGUUGGGGUAUUCUCGCUACAUUCUUCGAGCAAGGGGGAGAUACCCGUGUGGUGGGUGGGUGUUACCUGUCUGUUUGCUACGACACUGCACUCAAACGUCUC